AUGUCUUCGGCGGAGGAAGGAAGGCCCGGGGCAGAUAUUUCUGCUGAGGGCACAAUUCGUGCGGGCUCUAGGGAGUCAGUCAGAGGUCAAUCUCGUGGAACAAGUCGAGUCGGAAAUAAUCCGGUGUUCACCAACCCUUUCAGACCAGAAAGCGCGACGUUGGGUAGGUCCUCCAACAUCUGGGAACCAUCAGUCCUUCCGGUGCGGCAGCAUGCUUCUCAAAACCGUGAGCCGCUUCUUGAGGUUGCUCGCGGCCUUCUCUACUCGAUCUCCCAAGUUCAUUCAGCUGUCCAAAGUAUGUCGAGUUUUGUCGUCAAUCAUGGGACCGGAUCCAGCUUGGAAGCCGUCUUCGAAAGAGCCAGUUUCCACUUCCAUGAGCUGGAGCAAGCUAUCCAUGCUUUCCAUCUCCCGAAUGGCACACACGGCGAUGAGCAUCAAAACUACAGGCCUCUGCAGCAGGCUCUAUCAAGACUCAUCAGCGCCUACAUCAAGAUUUGUAGUGAACUCGCCGGUCAUGUCGACCUUUUUGUGGAUAAUGGGGAUGAGAGGUAUAUCAGAACUUUCCUCAUGCUUGUUUACCACAGCGUUAUGGAACUCCGUGCAACCAUGAGCGAAUGGCUGUCCACGACCUCAAAGGUGCGACCUCCUCCGGUGCAUGGCUUGGACGCCGCGGCGACGGUCAAACCACGACGGCGGACACAAGGAUCCACGACUCCAACACCAUCGAGAAGAGCUUCCAUAAGGAAUCGUUCCCCGUUAUCGUAUUUCAAAGGCCGCAAACCCCCGGGUGGCCUUGAGUCUGCUCGAGGAGGUGUCAAUAUGCAAGUUAGGACGGACUUACCUUAUCCUGGGCCAGGGGGAGCCCCAACACGGACAAUGGCGGUGGCAGCAACGGAUUCGGCUCCGGCUGCCACCUCCGCAAAGAGCACCGGCCUGACAACGGCCUCCACACUGGUAGCAACACCGGAUGUACCACCGAUGCCAACAACUCCAGAGCCACCUCUCACUGCUACCUCGUUCCCUCCUCCAUCCUUCUCUUCACCCACUCCUUCACACAUAUCCAACAAUGCCGUACCAGAUCCGAGGGAUGCGCCGUUCGAUGUGCUCUUCUUGACGCUGAAGUCGGCAACCUCUCAGAUUCUUCACACGCUCCCACCCCUGAACUCCUUGUUUGCGCACUACCAUCAUCAGGUCCAUUCCAGUCCAGCGAUGUGGGAAGCGGCAAAAGCAUGGACCAUUCUGUUGACCAGUGGCGUCAAAGUGCAGAAACAAACGGAAGCUUUGCGGGAGAGGCUGUCCACGCUGAGAGUUGGCGAUCCGGCGUUGUUCUCUCCUCCACCUGCUACGCGGGCAACUCAGCCGCAAAAUGGUUCGGGUCACGGGUCCGCAUCGGGUUCAUUUUGGGAUAUAUGCGAGGGUUUGUACACCACUUGGGCGGAAUUUGGAGAUCUGUUGAAGAGAGUAUUAGUGAAGUCAAAAGACUCGGUAGCAGAAGGGGCAAGACCAGACACAACGGAGCUUAACCCGCAACUCUCACUACCGCCGGAAACACUCAAGCAACUCGGGAAAAUAUCGCGAGGACUCAAGGACGCAGCCGAGUUGAGUGUCGUCGUCAGGAAACAGAUACAGGUGCAACUACAGCAACAAAUGCAGCAGCAAGAGAGGAAGCAGCAAUCUCAACCCGCCACGCCGGCUGUCGUUAUGUCGCAAGGGCAGAACAAGAUCAUGGUGAGGAUGAGAGAACGCGAAAGGGCAAGAGAAAGGAGCAUCAGUCCCAGAACGAGAGACAUAAGCGCUGUUCGAGCGGGAACGCCGGCGGCGAGGAGGUUGCAGCAAAUGCAGAUGGAGAUGCAAUCACUCCCGCCUUUGCCCAUGACGCCGCAGAGUGCAGCCCUGGGACCGGCGUUUAGGGCUACGAAACCCUCUCCUUUUGGGUCAUUUUCUGGGUAA
Messenger RNA from Sordaria macrospora k-hell, 1950 nucleotides. RefSeq lists its product as uncharacterized. The record is from RefSeq and is a predicted model, not a curated record. NCBI's taxonomy places the organism in Eukaryota, Fungi, Ascomycota, Sordariomycetes, Sordariales, Sordariaceae.